CAAACCGUCGAGCGCGAUAAAACUGAAAAACGGGAAAACAUUUGGCAAAAGCGACGCUUGACAAACCGCAACCAAUGCAUACCAAGUAAAUCUGUAGCAGAGCAGUCGCGCCGCGCAGCCCACGCCCACCCAGCCAGCGACACACCACACCGCGAGACGAACAACGAGACAGGGAGCUCCACUCACACCACAGCACACUCACGCCCACAGAGACAGGGCGAUGUCACACCUACCUGUGCCACUGUACGGCUUCGCAGCGUUUUUCAUGAUUUUCUGGUUUGGCACCUGGAUGGUCCAUCUGAUAGCCAUUUGCUACGGGAAGUACAAGCUGCACAAGAAGUCGUGCAAGCUGCCGCCAGAGUCGUCGCCACUGCCGGGUGUCUCCAUCCUUAAACCGCUGAUGGGCGUGGAUCCGAACUUGCAGCACAACCUGGAGACCUUCUUCACGAUGGACUAUCCCUUGUACGAGCUGCUUUUCUGUGUGGAGGACAAGGACGAUCCGGCCAUAAAGCUGGUCGAGGGCCUGCUGGAAAAGUAUCCCCGGAUAGACGCCCGGCUCUUUGUGGGCGGCUCUGAUGUGGGCGUCAAUCCGAAAAUCAACAACAUCCAUCCCGGCUACAUGGCGGCAAAGUUCGAUUUCGUUAUGAUCUCCGACAGUGGCAUUAAAAUGAAGAACGACACGCUGCUGGACAUGGUCCAGAACAUGUCCGAGAAGCACGCCCUGGUCCAUCAGAUGCCGUUCACCUGCGACCGGGAGGGAUUUGCCGCCAUUUUCGAGAAGGUCUUCUUCGGCACCGUCCAGAGCAGAAUCUACCUAUCGGCCGAUGUUCUCGGCAUAAACUGCCACACGGGAAUGUCGUGUCUUCUGCGGAAAGCAGUCAUCGAUCAGCUGGGCGGCCUAAGGGCCUUUGGCUGCUACCUUGCGGAGGACUUCUUUAUCGCCAAAGGCGUAACGAAGCUGGGAUGGAAAAUGAGAAUCUCCAACCAGCCCGCUCUGCAGAACAGCGGACUGUGCGACAUCGGCAGCUUUCAGGCGCGGCUCAUACGAUGGGCUAAGCUGCGCGUGGCCAUGGUGCCCACGACCAUCCUGCUGGAGCCGCUCUCCGAGUGCAUGAUUCUGGGGGCUUUUGCGGCCUGGUCAGCCUCGGUUCUGUUCAACUGGGACCCCCUGGUGUUCUACAUGGUGCACAUACUCUGCUGGUUGCUUUCCGACUGGCUGCUGCUCUCCAUAGUCCAGCACGGCUCAAUGCCGUUCCACAAGUUCGAGUUUGUCAUUGGCUGGCUGUUCAGGGAGCUGACGGGGCCCUAUCUGUUCCUGCACGCGCUCUGGGACCCGGCGAUACGUUGGCGAACUCGCACCUUCAAGCUACACUGGGGUGGCAUGGCCUACGAGCUGAACACACCCGCCGAUUGUCAAACCGCACCGCUGCAGCCACAGCCGGCGCCGACGUUACCGACGGAUUCGGGUCAAGCGGUGGCGGAGGUCACGCCAGCGGCCACAUUCUGUACAGGAGCGAAGCACCGUCUGCUGGUGUCGUAGCAGCAACUAGUUAAGUUAACUAUUUUGUACUUUUGAGUAACUCAGCGGACUGCAAACGUAGACGGAAGACGGAGCUGGUGACUGGUGACGUCUGGUAGUAGUAUUAUUAGCUAAACCCUUAGUCACUACGUAAGCAUAGACUUAAUGCUGUAAAAAAGAACAGACUCGACUCCACCCUCAUGCAUAGGCAUAGCGCACACCCCCCCACACCCACACCUACAUCCAAAGGUCCAGCUUUAAGGGAAUUCAGUUAAUAGCUGCGUUUAGACACACUACAGUCUUUGACAUGCAGCGUGGCAUGCCAGUGUAGAUUAGAUUAGAUUCGAGGCUGAGGCAUUGAUUCGACUCAUUGACAAACAACCGAGCGUCGCCGACUUGUGUUUCUCAGAUCACAUCAAUCUGGGCCUCUAGGGCCGCCGAGCUUGUGGCACAGUUUGGUGGCUUCGCGCAAACUGGUUAGCAAUUCCUAGUUUCUACGACAUAAGUUGUUGCUUUGUAUAUAUAAUGGUAUAUAUUUGUAGCCAACAUUUACACCCCACCCCUAGCCUGUACAGACAUUUUGCGAUCGCGAAUAAUACUCGUUGCGAGACAUAGUUGUAGUUAGCAGACGUUUAUAAUUAUUUUUUUUCUGCUCUUGUUGUUGCUUUUUCGUAUCGUAAUUAUUGAUUAUUUUGUAUAGCUAAGCCCACCCUAGGUAUGAUUUAUAUAGUUUGUAGAUAAAUAGUCUUAUUAGUUGCGUCUUUUGUUUGUUUACUGCAGCUUCUGUACAUAAAUAAGCUCCGAUAAAGAAUGCCAUUGAAUAAAUCAAAUUUACAUGAUCGUG
Molecule: messenger RNA, 2363 nt
Organism: Drosophila persimilis
Lineage: Eukaryota; Metazoa; Arthropoda; Insecta; Diptera; Drosophilidae
Gene: GlcT
Product: ceramide glucosyltransferase
Exons: 1
Coding region: 221-1540 (439 amino acids)
Biological process (GO): glucosylceramide biosynthetic process
Cellular component (GO): membrane
Molecular function (GO): ceramide glucosyltransferase activity
Source: RefSeq, a predicted model, not a curated record